Messenger RNA from Euleptes europaea (tarantolino), 658 nucleotides. RefSeq names its product guided entry of tail-anchored proteins factor 1 (gene GET1). NCBI's taxonomy places the organism in Eukaryota, Metazoa, Chordata, Lepidosauria, Squamata, Sphaerodactylidae. The transcript has 5 exons. Gene Ontology annotation, biological process: tail-anchored membrane protein insertion into ER membrane. The coding region runs from base 1 to 543 and encodes 180 amino acids. The record is from RefSeq and is a predicted model, not a curated record.
AUGCACGAGCAGAGAGCGGAGGUGGAGGCUGCGGCGGAUGCUGGCGCUUGGCUGCUUGUCCUGAGCUCGGUGUUCCUGUGCAACCUGCUCAAAAUCCUCUUGCCUUCCUGCUCCUCCAUCAUAUCAAAGUUACUACAGAAGGAUGUUGAGCAGGAAUCACAGAUGAGGUCUGAAAUUCAGGACAUGAAGCAAGAACUUGCUACCAUUAGUAUGAUGGAUGAAUUUGCCAGAUAUGCCAGAUUAGAAAGGAAGAUUAACAAAAUGACUGACAAGCUUAAGACUCACGUGAAAACACGAACUGCUCAACUUGCCAAAAUAAAGUGGGUAAUAAAUAUUGUCUUCUACAUUUUGCAAGCUGCCUUAAUGAUCUCACUAAUUUGGAAGUAUUACUCAGAACCAGUUACUGUGCUUCCAAGCAAGUGGUUGGCCCCAUUAGAACGUUUAGUAGCUUUUCCAACAGGAGUGGCAGGUGGUGUUGGCAUUACAAGUUGGUUGGUUGUUUGCAAUAAAGUAGUGGCCAUUAUGCUUCACUCUUUCAGCUGAGAAAGGAUUCGAAUUUCAGUCCAUUAUCACAAUUAAAAGUACUCUUCUGUUUCUUAUGAUUGUAUUCUUAUGACAUACUUCGCACCAACUGCGUUUGAUACAAUAUCCUGUGAAA